UACCGCAAGUGCGCUACGCACCCUUUGGGAGACGAUAACAGUAUCUACAGCGACAUUUCGUUCGCUCCGACUGAUGGGUCGCUCGUCUUCCGCCACGAGACGGUUCGGGGUGCAUCUGAAAUUUUCGCCUUCAAGGAGCAAACGUGCCAUUACGAGUCUUCUCUCGGUUGCACCAGAACGUACUGCUAG
Molecule: messenger RNA, 189 nt
Organism: Bipolaris oryzae ATCC 44560
Lineage: Eukaryota; Fungi; Ascomycota; Dothideomycetes; Pleosporales; Pleosporaceae
Exons: 1
Source: RefSeq, a predicted model, not a curated record